GUCCCUAGUUUUGUGAAUAUCUCACUAAAUUUGGACAACAGGAGUGAGAUUUACAAACAUGAAGCUCAUUCUUGCCGCGCUGGUGUUGGUUAUGGUGGUCGGGGUGCAGGCGCAGUGGUACCGUUUCCCCGGACAAGCCGUCGGAGGUGCAAAGGACAUGUGGCGUGCUUACAGUGAUAUGAAGGACGCCAAUUGGAAGAAUUCAGACAAGUAUUUUCAUGCACGUGGGAACUAUGAUGCAGCAAAAAGAGGCCCGGGAGGAAGAUGGUCGGCCACGGUGAUCAGUAACGGAAGAGAAGCAAUCCAACGCGCCACUGGCCGGGGUCAAGACUCUGCGGCUGACCAGGAGGCCAAUCGCUGGGGGAGAAACGGCAGGAACCCAAACCGCUACAGACCAAGAGGUCUUCCAAGAAAAUACUGAGUCAAAAUGACAAUCAUCAGCACGAGAGGACAUUGCUGAAUAGUUUUGACUGCACCUCUGGGAUUACAGACGGAAAAAAGUCAAUCAUCUUUUUCAUAGCUUUUGUCUAUUUUUUCCAACAUGUUUUCCCUAUUCACGCUGAUUUAAUUUUGACUAAAAUUUAGUCUUAAUCUUCUAAAUAUACAUAUUUCAACGUCUUUAACACUUGUAUUGCAAUUCUGUAAAUUAAAGAAAAAGUAAAAUUAGACGUAUCACUGCCGAUCUGACUACCAAACUUUAAAGCCAGUCAUAUAUGUGUUACAGGAUCUCAUAUAUUCAAUUUAGAUGAAUGACCUUAGAAGAAUCACGAAUCAUUACUCUUGACCAUGUGUUUUUGACAGUAAAGGUGGAUUCUUGUUUUCAUUGCGAUAUUUGUGCCUCUUGCGCCAUCUUCAGGCAUUACUACGCAUUGUCCUGUGAUGCUUUUUCAAGAAUGAGACACGAACUCUUAAAAAUUAAAGUGUUGUCAUCAUUUAUCUUUCAAAACCUGUAAAACUCUUUCUUCUCUUCACUUUGAGAAAUGUCUAACUGGUUUUGCCCUUAAGGACUAGCUAUGACUUUUUAUUCAGUUCUAAUAAACUUUAUUUGAAGCAUUAAUUCAACAAUUACGAGCCUGCAUUAUGACGCAAUAGACACUUCAUCUGGAAAUAAUAAUAUCUAUUGCACAAAAAAUACUGGAACGAUCACAACGAUUAAGAUUUGUAUCACUAUCUGAUACACAAUAAUUCUCAAAGAUCAAUAUUUGUCUCACUGUAUAAUACACGAUUAUUUGUAUUCUGUCACGCUUCACUUAGGUUUUACUACACCGAAAAGUCAUUCAUUUAAAGUCAUAGGCCUACUUAUAUAAAGUUUUACAUGGGUUUAAUUGAAAGUCAAUGUUUCUGUUUCUGAUCUGUUUUC
Messenger RNA from Triplophysa rosa, 1360 nucleotides. It is a transcript of the gene saa, whose product is annotated as serum amyloid A. The transcript is spliced from 4 exons. Gene Ontology annotation, cellular component: extracellular region. The record is from RefSeq and is a predicted model, not a curated record. Bases 59 to 421 code for a protein of 120 amino acids. NCBI's taxonomy places the organism in Eukaryota, Metazoa, Chordata, Actinopteri, Cypriniformes, Nemacheilidae.